AUGACUGAUUCCGGGAUUUUAAGCUUCAAGACGCCCGAGGAAAUGCAUGACUACAUGAAAAAUCUGGGAUUGGGUUUUGAAUAUAGUUGUAUACGUGAAAACAAUCCCGUCAGUUGUCAUUCAUGGGCACUAUGGUGCAGUAAUUAUAAAAAGCUAGUUACCAACGGUGCAGACAUUCUGAAAGAAAAUUGCUUCAAGCGUAAUUAUGGAGACAGUUGCUAUCGAUAUGGGUCAUUAAAAGUCAUUGGCGAUAGAGGUAUAUUGCGAGAUCCAGUCGAGGCUUUCCGUGCAUUCGAACAUGGUUGUAAGGCAGGAAAACAGGGGAAAUGUUGUCAAGCUGCUGGGCGCCUAGUUGCUGAUGGUAUAGCUAGUCAUGCACCAAAUUUAUCUGUUGCAAUGCCACUAUUCGAAUUAGGUUGUCAAAAUAAAGUACCAGAAAGUUGUUUUCAUCUUGGUGGUGCAGCAAUGGUAUUAGCUAAAGAUAAUGACAAAUCAACUAAUUCAGAAAAGUCUCCUAAUCCUACUGGUAGUAAUGAUAGUAAUCGUCUACGUGUUGAAGCAUUCAAAGCAUGGAUGGAGGGUUGUAAAUUGGGUCAUGAACUCUGUUGUCGUAAUAUUGCAAAAAUGUACUCCAAUGGUGAUGGUGUUGAAAUAGAUGAAUUGAAAGCAAAAGAAUUCCUAUUAAAAGCUGAUCAACUUGCGACACAUAACAACGUAACACAUACUUCUACUACUGCUGUGAAUAAAACUAGUACAUAA
This is a messenger RNA of Schistosoma rodhaini, 759 nucleotides long. The record is from the annotation of a GenBank genome assembly. NCBI's taxonomy places the organism in Eukaryota, Metazoa, Platyhelminthes, Trematoda, Strigeidida, Schistosomatidae.